Messenger RNA from Pelobates cultripes (western spadefoot toad), 8582 nucleotides. Lineage: Eukaryota; Metazoa; Chordata; Amphibia; Anura; Pelobatidae. The record is from the annotation of a GenBank genome assembly.
AUGUCAGCCCUUUCACGAAGACUGUCAGCUAAUACCUCUCCCCCAAGAACAGCAGACACACACAGCUUGAGGGUAGAACAGGAACUAGUUUUUAUUAGACACACCCAGGUAUUUGUAUACAAGUAAACUCAUUAGUAAACACACAAAGGUUUGGAACAGCAACCAAUCAAACUGGGGCCUAAACAAACCGCCAAUCACACUAAGCCCAUUAAUAACCAAUAGGACACACCAUCAGAGAACACCUACUUUGCAUGCACAGGAAAGCAUUAUGCUUUAGGUAAAGGGAUUAACACACUGUCAAUAAUAGGUGUCUCAGCUCCCUGAUUCACAAAGGGAGAGUCCCAACCCCCACCCACGUGGUCACACAGUCUCUGGUUCAGCACCAUCUUGUCUGUCCAUGUUGUUGCUAGGUCGAAGUCUGUGCAGUCUAAAUGGCCCCUCCCCACCAGCACCCACCUAAACAAAGGAGCCCUUGAUGCCCAAGUGACGGCGUACCAGCGUUCCGUCACAUCCACCAAACCACAAAAAUGAAUAUUGUACCAAACACUGCAUUGCAAGUGAUGCAAUAGUAGGAGAAAUGGAUAUAUACAGAGAAGGUCUCCUGGCGUUCAGACCCCUAUAUAUCUCAGACAACGUUUGUAGAGCCAUCUCUCAUGUGGACCUACAGUGAUAAAGGGAUUAUAACAGGUUAUUUGUACAGGGCAGUUAUGAGCAAAGUUUUAAAAGUGGAGCAAUCACUAUGGAAACCAAUGUCUGAUUGCUGGACUUUGCUCCUUAUAAACAUUCUAUAUCUGCGGUUUUACCAGAGACCAUUAUUUUACAAUGUAUUCAGGCAGAGAAUCCCCCAGUGGGAACUUCCCCCAUGUCCCCUGACUUUCCCGUGCUUUGUGUUACAAUGUCCCAAAUCCAGCCAGUGCUUGGAUAAACCACAAGUAGGUGAUAAGACAGAGUAAGAAGAUUUCAUGGGAUAUCAAUGGGCAGGAGAUUGUGAUGGAACUCUGUAAUUCUGCACCCAGAUGGCACAUAGACAAACGAAACCCAUUAAGGGACAUGUUAGUAAAACCAUUUAUAUCACGACAAUCAGAAUUAGAUAUGGGUCAUUAUGGGGUUAAUGUUUGCAUAUUAUUCCGAUACGAUAGAUAGAAAAUUAUUCUGAUACCAUAGCUUAUUAUUCCAAUAUGAUAAAUAGCAUAUUAUUACGAUUUAAUACAUAGCAUAUUAGUUCCACAAUUCUGUAAAAGAUUUGGCCAAACACAGCAUUGAAAUCUAUGUUACAGCGCCCUCUAGUGAUCCAGCUGCAGACUACGCAAAUCCUGAAUUUAAGUACCUAAUUAUUAUUUUUUCCUACCCAGGUCUGUGCUAUGUACUUGGAGUGUUAGCCCAGACAGAGAUUACGCGUGUAGCUGAGGAGAACGUGACGCUCCCCUGUCAGCAUCGCCUGGGCUUACUUGGGGAACAGAGCUUGGAUAUUGAAUGGCUGUUAAACCAUUCAGAGCAGAGAAAGUCCGUGGUAAGUUUUCACAAUCAGAUAAUGUUCUCACAAUAUGUAAAUCAGGGAUCCUCAGCCGUAAGCGUGGUAAAGCUUCAUGGGAGUCGAAGUCAUGCAAUAGCUGGGGAUCUAAUUUGUCCACCCGCAUCACCCCCACAAGUGUAUAUAUAUUCAUCGAUUUAAUAUUUUUAUACAAGCUUUUCAAAUGAUUUCAUAUUUUUGCAUAAACUUUAGAAAUAUUUUUUUUCUAAAUGUUAAUAUAAAAAAUAUAUAAAAAAUACAUUUUUAAAAAAUAUCAUAAUAUUAGUAAAUUAAAAUAUUUUUCAUAAUAUUGAAUAAUUUUAAAGAGUUUGUCCAAGAUUAUUAAAUCAUUUGAAAUGCUUAUCCAACAUUAAUAACUUGAGGCCAUAAUGGGUAGAUUCCCAGCUGGCGUACUACAUAACCAUAGAUCUGCAAAGCAUCAUGGGAGAUAUGUCUCAUUUUGCCAAAGGAUCAUGGGAAAAGCGAAGCUAUUUACAUGGAAUGCCUUGGCUUUGCCUUUUUAGAAAGCAUUUAUGUUUAGUGUAGUGAUUAAAAAUCUGUCUGUUUAUCUGUCUGUCUGCGUCUUUGUAAACCAUGAGCUUGUGCAUGAUUUGUUUGUAAUCACUACCUUUGCAGCUAAUCAGUUACAGCGCUGGGAGAAUCUACGAAGGAGAGAAUGCGCGCGGACGUUAUAGCUUUGCCUCCAAUUUCCUUGCCGGAGAUGCUGCAAUACUUAUCACAUCUUUGCAACCCAGUGAUGCGGGACAGUACAUCUGCAAGGUGAAGAACGCUGGGCAAUAUGAAUGGAAUCACAUUAGAUUAAAGGUUUUAGGUGAGUAAAUAUUCUGCAGUGAUUUGUCGUUAUACAUUCCAUAAAAACAAGAAAAAAACAUCAAUUCGAACGAUUGAGUGAUUACCGGGGCAGAUGUAAGGUGCGAUGGUUGGGUUGGGCUGGUUAGGCUACAACAAAAUCUGCUAAUCUAGAUUUUCUGUACAGACCUGAGGAGCUCUGAGUUGUCGUUGUUUUUGAGUGCACAACACAGCCUCAAAGCAACUCCAGUAAUAUGCCUUUAAACUACAGUUUAGACACAUUUGGGUUCCUUUCGUGACAAUUCAUGGAACAUUUAUCAGUGAAAUUCCGUUUUAGCUUUUCCUGAUUUGUAUUUGAUUAAUGUGGGGAAUCAAUGCUCACUUUAAGAAAGUUGAAUUGUGACAUUUAAAAAAGAAAAAAUCUGUUAAAAUUUGCUACAACAGAUUAGUCAUUUACUAAAUAAAUCUGAAGAAGAGAUUGAGAAAGUAUAAAGCUGUCACAGCAAUUGCGGUUGUUCUCCUCCAAAUUCCACCUUUACCUCUGGGUGUUGGAAGGGCUGGCAGAGUCCAUGUUUUUGUCAAACUGCUGAGAAUGGUUUAAAAUUGCUUUAAUGUCAUUUAAAGGGACACUAUAGGCACCCAGACCAAUUGAUCUCAUUGACGCGUGUAGCGGAUAGCUGAUUUCCCACAGCUAAACUCCACCAAGUACUUUAAGAGGAUGCAGGAACACGUAAUAAAUCCAAGAGAAUAUCCAGCACAAUCAGCAUUACAAUCCAAUAAUAUCCCAUCACUUUCCCCAAUCACUGGACGACACACAGUAUCAGGAGUAGAACUAACUUUUAAUGGCAACAUUCCUACUUUUAUGAGAUUCUCCCAUGCAAGGGAGGGAUUUACCACAAUUAGUAAAUUAUCCAAUCCCAUCGACGUUACCUCCCACACAUCUCCUCCCCUUAGAUUAGCACUAAAUACAAUUAUACACAGCACAUUUUUCCCCACUUUUCAGAUGUACCCCAAAUAGGUGGAAUAUGCCCUUAAAUAUGGUACCCCCUGGUAGCCCUGAUCUUGGUGAGAAACAUAUCCGAAAAUCACCCAGAUCAGACCAGGGGUUCGGGAGUUAUGGGAAGGUAAAGUUUUGACCGACUGCAUGGGCAAAGUAGCCGAAAAUAGUUCCAUGAAAUCUGGCCCUGCGGUCGGUCUUCAUCCGUGCCCCAAAAGUCCCGAAUUGCUAUAACAUCCAUAGUGCAUUCAGUAACCGGAUGAAUCCCCUAGUUCGUGGGAUUCAUCCUACCGAACGCUGGGCCGUUCGUGGGUUUCCAUCCAUGCAUUCUGAAGCCCUGGAGGUCUUAGCAGUGUUCGGCUAGUCGAUUGUCCGUUUUCAGUUCCAGACACUCGACAACCAAACAUCGCUGUUCGCGGAUUUAAAAUGGCGGCCGCCACGUGUUCGGCUGCCGAAAUGGCGGCGGUUCGUGCGUACAAGGGAAUGAAAAGCAAUCAGGGAGGUAAAUUAUAUCCAUUAUACACAUCAGGGUGGUCCAGUUCAUUCGGUACUUUGUUCGUAUGGUGAAUUUUAGUCGUUCACAUGUCAGCUGGUAUUCCCAUACCGAACAAAGUAUGUCCAUACCUAGUCACUUAGAGUUUUGUGUACUCAAGGCACAGGAAAAUCUCUGCAGGGCCAACAAUCAAUAAAAGAAAUAGGACAGCCAAAAGGGGUUCCGCUACAACGUGGUCUGGGUGCAAUGUCCCUGUCCCCUUAGCCCUACAAUGUAAAACACGUUUUAGAGCAGGGGUGCCAAAAAGAUCCCCAGAUGGUUUUAAACUAUAGCUUCCAGGAUGCUUUGUCUUUCUAAUGCAUUUUAACCCCUUGGUGACCAGACUGUUUUUUAAUUUUCUUACCGGUAAGGACCAGGGCUGUUUUCACAUUUCUGCGGUGUUUGUGUUUAGCUGUCAUUUUCCUCUUACUCAUUUACUGUACCCACACAUAUUAUAUACCGUUGUUCUCACCAUUAUAUGGUCUUUCUAAAGAUACCGUUAUUUUCAUCAUAUCAUAUAUAAUUUACUAUAAAUAAAUUAUAAAAUGUGCUGAAAAAAACCAACAAAACACUUUUUCUAACUUUGACCCCCAAAAUCUGUUACGCAUCUACAUUCGCCAAAAAACACCGGUGCUAAAUAGUUUUUAAAUUUUGUCCUGAGUUUAGAAAUACCCAAUGUUAACAUGUUCUUAGGUCCUCCUGAGUAAAACAGUACCCCCCGUGUACAGGUUUUAGGGUGUCAUAGAAAGUUACAGGGUUAAAUACAGUGCUAGCAAAUUAAAUUCUCUGGACUUUCGGCCUGGUUGUCAGGCAGGUCCCUCAAACUGCAGUCAAUAAAAUUACUGAAUUAUGUAAAAAUAUUACAUACAUAUGCACGUAGAAUUUAAAUAUAUAUAUAUUUGUAUAUUUAUGAAAGUAAUUAUGUAUAUGGAUUUAUAUCCAUAUAUCCCAGGAAUUGUGUGUGAUGGGAUUCAGGUUUUAUAAAAAAAAGAAUAUUUAAAUUGCACGGUUUGUAAUAGUACGUUUCCCUUUCAGUUAAGCCGUCAGAGCCGGAAUGCCAGAUAGACGGAGAGCUGCUGGCAGGAAAAUCUAUAACCUUACUCUGCAACACAUCAGCUGGCACUGCGCCCAUCUCCUACCGCUGGCAACGGAUGAAAUACAGAGAGGACGUAACAGUGGCCAUGCCAAAAACCGCCCGCAUUGGUGAGAUCAAUACGUUUAUGCAGUAAAUCAUUUGACCUGUAUGGUAUUGUCUAAACGAGGCUCAGAAUUUCCAAUAACAAUUAUUUAACAAAAUCUACUGAAGAAAAAAAUUUUUUUACCAUUGUGUAAUGUGCAACACCUGCAAAAAUACUACAGUGAAAAACAGAAUUGUAAAAUAAUUUAUAUUGUUUAUAAAGUGUCAGUUAAUUCUAUUUAAUAUUGGAUAACUAUAACCACCAUGCGCGCUCUCACCGUAUUUAUUUGCACAGUUUAUUAUUGCACAUUACACUUGGGUGAAUUAAAUAGUUUCUAGUUACUUUGAUAGACCUGUAGAGCCGAGGGACCUGCCUAUUCUUUGCUUUUGUUGCCCCAGAAAGCCCAUAUUUUAUUGCCAUUAAAAUUCUCUAAUUAUUUAGUCUUUCACGAAGAGUUAAAUUGUAUCUAUGAUGCGAUUGGCUGAAAACAUCAAGUAGCCAAUCAGAAUAAACCUCAUGUGGUUGUUGUUUUUUUUUAUUAUGUAUCUCUCUGGAAUCGUUAAUGCUUACUUUGUGUAUCUGUCUAUGUAUGUGCUAGUUUAAACAAGAUGGCCUUAAUACUGUAUAUUAUUGUCUAUUAGAUAAUCCGCAGCGACUCAUGUUGCAGAAUCUCACCAUAGCUGAUAAUGGAUCGUAUCUGUGCGUGGUGAGCAAUGACGCGGGCAGGAGGAGUUGUAGCUUGCAUCUGAUAAUAAAAUGUGAGUAAAAUGGUGAAAACCGCCUGGAUUACCCACAGCUAGACGGCAGAUCACCGAUACACUAAGUUACAUUAAACUGUCAUUGAAGCUUUGGCAACUUUCUGGGCAUUUAGAUAUACUUACAGUAUAUAACAGGAAUAUUUUUAUAUUAUACACAUUUAAAGGGGUAUUCACUAACGGGAGAAUUGUCGAGAAUUCCAAAUAAAUGCAAAGUAAAUUUCUAAUGUAAGGGCAAUGCAAGCGAAUUGGAAACAUACUCAGAGUCAGCUAUUUCUCCAAAUAACUGGUUUAAUGGAUUUAAAUAAUGAUCAAUUCUAUAUAUCAGGGUUUCAAGACAAUUCUUCUUAUUCUAUAUUUGAUAUUUGUAUUGUGUAUGUGCAUGGCACUGUGUGUGUGGCAGUGUUUAUGUGCGUGGCACUGUGUGUGUGGCAGUGUUUAUGUGUGUGGCAGUAUGUGUGUGUGUGUGUGGCAGUAUGUGUGUGCCUGGCAGUGUGUGUGUGCCUGACAGUGUGUAUGUGCCUGGCAGUGUGAAUGUGCCUGGCAGUGUGAAUGUGCCUGGCAGUGUGUGUGUUCGUGGCAGUGUGUGUGUUUGUGGCAGUGUGUGUGCGUGGCAUUGUGGAUGUGCGUCGCAGUGUGUUUAUGCAUGGCAGUAUGUAUGUGCAUGGCAGUGUGCUUAUGCGUGGCAGUAUGUGCAUGGUUGUAUGUGUGUGCAUGGCAGUGUUUAUGUGCGUGGCAGUGUUUAUGUGCGUGGUAGUGUUUAUGUGCGUAGCAGUAUGUGUGUGCAUGGCAGUAUGUGUGUAUUUGUGGCAGUGUUUAUGUGCAUGGCAGUAUGUGUGUGCGUGGCAGUAUGUGUGUCUGUCUGGGUGUGUGUCUGUGAGUGUGCCUUGAAUGCAUACUUGUGUGAGUCUGUGAGCGUGUAUCCUGUGCACACGAUGAGUAUUUAUUUGCCUGCAGGAGGGUGCAGGCUGUAAGGGACCCCAAGAGUUCUGAUGACAGUCUUAUUAAAAUUAGAGAGUAGAUUAUGUUGCCUAAUAAAAUCUAGUCCAAAGCUCCCCCAAAUAUUUCAAGUUAUGUUAAUGUUAAUACGAAGAAUAUAUAGAAUGUGCAGUAAGCAUGUGAUCACGGUUUUGUUAUUUUGUGUCUCUGUGUGUAGCGGAUACAGUCAAUGUGGGAUUCCUAGCCGGGGUCACAUGUGGGGCUGUGGCAAGCGUCAUCCUCGUAUGUAUUGCACUCUGGCUCCUGUUUCGAAAGAAAGAGCUGAAGAAACGCGAAGAGGAUGAAUUCCUUAAUGAAAUUAGGUAAAUUAACUAAUAUUUUCAAUAAAGAAAUUUUAAAAACAACCAAAACAAAUAAAUGGUGAAUGGCAGCAAUACCUGGCUACACAUACUGUAUAUUAACCACACAAUGCCUUUCAUAAUUAUUUUGCUGGGCAUGCCACCACCCUGAUUGCUAAGAUAACAAAUGACACUUGCUUUUAGACUACAAAUGCUGUCGCUGGAAUCCCAACGCAUUCUUCAUCUUUCCAGCCUUGUGCAUAAGAGCAUUUCUGGGAAGCUCCCACCCUACCUGAGUAGAAUGCUCUCCCCGGGUGUCCCCACCUCCUAUAACCUCCGAUCCGGUACUAGCACGAUAUUUAGCAUACCGCAAUACAAAAAUAAAGUGGCUCGAUACUCAUUUUCCUACAGAGCACCGCAAUUAUGGAAUAACCUCAGGGACACGAUCACAUCUUCAUUCAAUCUAAAAUCGUUUAAGAGAUCUAUAGCAACAUACCUCCGUACAGAAUGCACCUGUCAUGGCUGAAUAUAUGUAUUACCUAUUAUGUGUUAAAUGUAUAUAUAUUAUAAUAUAUAUAUUGUAUUCUUUUUUUGUAAGAUUAUAUCGUACCCUAUUGUAACAAUGCAGUGUUUGUGAGCCCAGGACAUACUUGAAAAUGAAAGAAUCUCAAUGUUUCCUUCCUGGUAAAAUAUUUUAUUAUAAAUAAAUUACUCAUAUCCUCUUCCCACCAUCUCUCCCAUUCCCCGUGUUAAUGGCCGCUUACCUGGGUGUCUAGUGGAGGCCAUCGGAUUUUCUUAUCUCAGCGUUGCCAUCUGUUGCAGGUGUGAACUCUGCUUCUACCCUUAUCGCGAAAGAACUACAGUAACAGCGGGAUUCAAUGGAGCAGAGGACAAUCUUGUCCAUUAGAGGUUCUGAAUUAACAUCCCUUAAAUCCCUCCUUAGUAACACCCAUGGCAUAAACUUAUACAAAUGUUACAGACAAACUAUCCUGAAUUCAGCCUUGUCAUCUGCUGCAGUGUCCCUGCUCUCCUGGUGCCCCUGUGGAGCCCUUUAAAUCGUGUUUUUAUGCCAUGUAGAUAUGUGAGGUAAACGGGUCGCUUUGUGUUGGAACUAAUCAAUUACUUUCAAUGGGGAUUUAUUUGGGUAUUCAGUUUUAUUCGGGAGAAUAUUGCCAGAGAGCGUGUCUUAUUCUUUCAGAAUGCAAAUAAAGGAAUUUAAAAAAUACAUAUAAAUAAAAACUACUUUUACAAAGAAACCUUUACAGCUUCAUUGCAAUGUUUUAUUUUUUUAGUCAUUAUUGCUUCCUUUUUCUAAUUAUUGUGUUUCAUACAGGGAGGAUGCAGAGGCCCCCAAAGCUCGCCUUGUGAAACCAGGAUCGUCGUCAUCUGGUUCCAGAAGUUCCCGCUCAGGAUCUUCAUCCACGCGGUCUACAACCAACAGUGCCUCUCGCAGUCAGCGAACACUCUCCACCCAGGAAACAGCUCCCGGAGAGCCAAGGCACCACUGUCUGGACCAGAUCUAA